Pocillopora meandrina is the source of this 5018-nucleotide messenger RNA. Lineage: Eukaryota; Metazoa; Cnidaria; Anthozoa; Scleractinia; Pocilloporidae. The record is from the annotation of a GenBank genome assembly.
AUGAGAUUUAUUCAGAUUUUACUUUUUGUUCAUUGCUCAGUUGUUUCUCAGCUUCUUUCUUAUACAACGUAUAGUUAUUUAUAUUAGCCUUGGAGAGCAGUUUUUAUAUGGGAAUUCAGUUUCUCCCUAUUGCUUUCCUUUACCUAUUGUACUUUUAUAUGGUAAUUAAGAUUUAAUGAAUAUUACAUAGUUAUUGUUAGUUAUUAAUAUUGUUGUGGUUUUUAUUAGUAGUUAUUGUAUAGUAGAAUUUUGUACAGUGGUUAAAAAGCAUCAUUAAACUUGUUAUACUUUCACCUGCCGUUCGGUUCGGACCUUAAGUUUUCAUUCUGAGUGCAUUUGUUAAAUUGAAUAGGAAAAAAAAAACACUUCAAACGGAAAACAGAAUUAUUUUAACGUCUGGAUCUUUUGGACAAAGGUCUCCUAAACGAGUGGCCUUGAUUAUAAAUAUUUAAGCAUGGUUAACACAUUAGCCUUAACUUGGCUGUUUCUCGAAGCUCAGUGUUUUCCUACUUGCCUUUUUCCACGUGAAAUGGGAGAUUGAAUUUACAUAAUAAACACUAAAAGAACUACAGCUGAUGAAAAUAUUAAAUUUCUUAUCUUAGGCUGUGGAUACAAACUUUUUAAUGACUCUAAAAAUAUAAAAAUCGCGAACAAAAUUUUAAUAGAGUGCUUAGCUUUUCAUUUUUCCGGAAUCGAAAGUCGAUAUUGGAAAAUUCAAGUGAAAAGCAAGCCAACUGUGAUUAACGGCUCAAACAAGGUAAGAUACUUAUUUUUCGUCAUACAAUAAGUUACAUAUCGUAAAUAUCAUUCUUCUUGAUGCAGCAAAAAUUUUGUUCCAGUCAAAGCGUUUGGAAAAUUGCUCAACUUUUUAAGCAGCGAAGUGUAACUUGGUAACAUUUUGGCUUUGCAACACGAUUGUUUUCUGCAAGUUACAAAACGUAAAUAUGAUUCUUCUUGGUGCUUUUCCGAAUGCCACUGAUGCCUUUUCCGAUGCCUCCAUUGUUUAUUACAGCAGUAAAAGAUAUAUGUACAAUCAACACUUUUGAAGAAUUGCUUAACAUUUUAUUUAGCGAAGUAUACUGUUAACAUUUUGGCUUUACAAACACUAUUGUUUUCUACAAUUACAACUGAUAUGUCUCUAUAUGACGUAUUAAAACUGUUCCCCCGCUGACCAUUUGUAUUUCGAUCAUUUUUUCUUCCCCCGCUCCUCGCCCGUGAUGUAGUAACUCUCUUCAGCAUUAAGGACCGAUUAUGGAUGCAAAAAGAUGAUAGAUGCGUAAUACGUCAGUAAACCUGCUAUAUUUAUUAUUUCGAUAGAAUUUUCAGAUUGAUCAAACGGCAAUAUUAUUCAAACCCUUGUAAUAUAUUAGGUUAAAUGAAACCGUUCGGUUAUCGUAACUUCAUGAGCAGAGACGUAGACAACCUGGAAACGAGGAAUUAACUCUCAUGCGUGACUCGAGGAACAAAUGUGUCACGUCAACCAAUACCUUUGACGGCAAAGGUUCAUAGUAUUUAAUAGAGUUUGAUUUGUGAAGAGAACUGAGAGCAAAACCUAGCAAUGGCAGCUGAAGAUAACUGGCAGACGAAGCUUCCAACUCUCGUCGAAAGAACUGCGUUCAUUUUCAACAGAGAGAUAUUGAGCGAUGUGAAGUUUGUCGUUCCUAUGUCGAUUGGUGAAAGUGAAAGCAAGAAGGUAAUGCCAGCUCACAAGUUUGUGCUCGCAAUCAGUAGUCCUGUGUUCUUUGCCAUGUUCUAUGGUCAAAUGGCGGAGACUAAAGACUCUAUUGAACUGCCUGACUGUGACUACGAGAGUCUGUUGGAGUUGUUUCGUUUCUUGUACACCGACCAAGUGAAUUUAAGCGGAAGUAAUGUGAUGCAAGUGCUGUACUUAGCGAACAAAUAUCUGGUGCCCUCGCUUGUCAAGAAAUGCCAAAAAUAUCUUCGAAGCAACCUGAUAGCAUCGAACGUGUUUUGUAUUCUGCCACACGCACAGAAAUUUGAAGAUAAAGACUUAGAAGAUCGAUGCUGGAAAGUAAUUGAGGAGCAGACCGAAGAAGCGAUGACGUCAGAUGAAUUUGUUACAGUUGAGCGAUCUGUUGUCGAAUCUGUUGUGAAGAGAGAAGUGUUGAAUGUGACAGAAGUGGAACUGUUUAAAGCUGUUAAUCGCUGGGCCACAAAAGAAUGUGAAAGGCAAGGUGUGACUUCCGAUGGAGAGACAAAGAGACGAAUUCUUGGAGAAGAAAUUGUGAAAGGAAUACGCUUUCCGUUGAUACCACAGAAGGAUUUUGCAUCUGUUGUAUUUGAUUCGCGAAUCUUAAAUUAUGAAGAGUUUGGAAACAUGACAAAAUACUACAACGGUCUGAUAAAUACUCCUUUGCCGUUCUUAAAGGCAAGUAGAAUUGAUUCCACUGUGCACCGAUGCUGCAGGUUUAAAACGUUUUGUUCCCCAUGGGAAUACUGGAAGUACGGCAAGACUCCUGACUGUAUCAUUCUCACUGUCAAGAAGCCUGUUAAAAUUUACGGAGUUCAGCAUUUUGGCUCCGAAGGCGGUGAGUAUACAGUUACAACAGACAUUGUUGAUCUCGUGGACAACACUUCGCUUGCGAGUCGAGCAGGAAAUUAUGCUUCAGAAAAAAGCGAUGCCAAUGCUUAUUAUGGCUUUGAUGUGUUGUUCGAUCGUCCGGUUAUUUUGAAGGCAGAUAAAGAAUACAAAGUAAAGUCGCUCAUCAAGGGCCCUGACUCGUGGUACGGCAAAGACGGGCAAGCAUCAGUGGAGUGCCAGGGAGUGCAAUUUACAUUUCGUAGCUCGAGGGAUGGCUCUAUUGAGACCGGUGAAAAGAGAGGACAGUUUCCUGGAAUUUUGUUUUCAGUAUCCAAGUAAAAAUUCUAACGUUACCCAAACCGUCCCUUUUACGUAGAGCUCUGUGAAAGUCUAAUAGGUCAAGUAGUAUUGGAUCAAUUGUAUCAGUCAUCGCGGAUGUCCAGGUAUACACAUUUGAAUCCUUUGACAAACACAGCAGAUAUAAAACUACAAGUUAGAUCGCUAAGCGGACCUAUCAGAGUUGACCCAAAACUCUUGUUAGAUGUGAUCCUUAUAAGUCAGUUAGAGAACCCUGUUGUUUAUAGAAUGAAUAAUAAUUUGGUAGCUAAAUGUUGUUUUAAGCAAUGGAAUUAAAUAUUUCGUAUGCUCUCCUUUACAUUCUUGUAAAUGUAAGAAGUCGAAUUAAAAAACAUACCAUUCAAGGAGGGAAAGGAAUUUUCAACAAAAACAGUACUAGUAGGCUUCCAAACUCUGGCUAAUAAAUAUUAUACGUGACAAAUUUUUGUCGUGAACUCAGCGCGGACAAGUUAGGACAAAGCAUUUUGAUUGAGACAAAAGAAAUUGAGACGAUAGCGAGCCCACGUUAUCAGAUCUAUUGGUUUUAUCAACUGAGUUGAUAAUGUAAAUCGGCCACCGGAAAAAGUUUCUAAAGCUUACGUUUAGAGCGUUAGCCCUUCGUCUCGCUUUAAAGAAGGGUCAAUGCUUGAAACGUCGUCAGCUUCAGAAACUCCCCUUUCUUUAGUCAGUAUAAGAUUUAGAUAAAAUAGACCCACGAAUCCUAUCGAGCUCAUUGGCUAGCUGAACUGUUCUGUUAUAUGCUGAUGGCAAAGGAAGCGACGAUCUUCUGCUUUAAGUUAAAAACAAAAAAGCGAAGAGAGACAAAAACGGGGGUUUCCCUCAAUUUGAAGGCACCGAAGCGAAAAAUCCCAUUCCUCUUGACCUGUCCAUCAUCUGACAAAGCGAAAGAAAACCCUCUUUGGACUUCGAAGACGCAGUCUUCCUUGGGCUUUCCCGUUCAUUCCAAAAAUACAAAAAGCUGCUCUUAGCACUUUUUGCAUUAUUUUGCACUGACACGAGACACACAAAGAUGACUCUUCUUGAUUCACUCUGCAAGACGUGAUUGUCGAUGAGCAAUGUCUCUCGCUAGUUAUUUGGAAACUAGGCUGAUAAUCACCGAGAAAAUUCUGAGAAUUGAAGUUUUGUGAGACAUAUGUGACUCAUCAUCUGAUGCAACUGUCUGGUGACAUCACUUCUCUCUUGAAAUAAGAUAUGGAUUUAUUCAAUUUUUGUUCCCAGCGCUUGUGCUAAGGGUUAAAGAUAUUCAUAAACCAUCUUACCAGAAAAUAAGAGAAAACCGUGUAGAAAUAUUACUUGCCUUUUGAAGUUGUAAGAGCGAUGAACUGAAAGAAAAGAAAGGUUAUCGAGGACAGUGUUAAAUUUUUCCGACGAGUCAGACAUUGUUCAGUCGUAAGAAGAGACAAAAUUAAUAAAAUUAAUCUUCGUUAUUUAAAUUUUCCAGCUGCUUAGAGCGGUUAACUGUUGUAGAAUAUCAUUUGCAUCAUAACGCCUUUGCAGUUAUCGGAGAGAAAAACAUUGUCGUCUUUGAACUGUUGCCUCACAUUGUGUGAAAUAAGACCCUCAAAGAUACUGAGAGCAGACCAAAGAGAUGCGUAUGGAAGAAAUCUGGCAAACGAAACUUCUAACUCUUGAACCACCUCUAUUUUCAACAAUGAGUUACUGAGCGAUGUCGACUUCUGAAAGUGACAGUAAGAAAGUGAUCCCAGCUCACAAGUUUGUUCUUGCCAUCAGUAGUCCUGUGUUCUUUGCCAUGUUCUAUGGUCAAAUGGCGGAGACUAAGGACUCUAUUGACCUGCCUGACUGUGAGUACGAGAGUCUGUUGGAGUUGUUCCGUUUCUUGUACAGCGACAAAGUGAAUUUAAGCGGAAGUAAUGUGAUGCAAGUGUUGUACUUGGCGAAUAAAUACAUGCCUUCACUCUUUGACAAUUGCACAGAAUAUCUUUGCGACAACUUGACAGCAUCCAACGUGUUUUGUAUCCUGACACAUGCUCAGAAAUUUGGCGGUAAAUCUUUAGAAGAUCGAUGCUGGGAGGUGAUUGAACGGCGGACCGAAGAAGCUGCGACGUCAAACGAAUUUGUUUCUGUUGUUGAAUGUGUUGUCAAGAGAGAGAAGUAUUAA